CAGAAAGCGGGCGGACUGAAACCGAUGGUGGUGUCGUGCUUUCUGGUGGACCAGCGGCGGAGGGUGAGGAGCACCAAGCCGGCGGCGGGGAUCUGCUCGCGGUGCGGGGCGUGCGCGCGGGUGGCGGACAUGGAGACGGCCACGCGCUUCUGCUACGUGCCGGUGCACCGCAAGAGCUGGCGGGCGAUUAUCUGCACCUUCUGCGGCGCCCUCCUCAGAUCGUACUACAACUAAAUUAUCCAGAGAGUUUGUUUCAUUGCCUUGUGAAUUAUGUACAAUACUAACCUGGAAAUAGACUGAUAGUACGUUCAA
Messenger RNA from Zingiber officinale, 312 nucleotides. RefSeq lists its product as uncharacterized. Lineage: Eukaryota; Viridiplantae; Streptophyta; Magnoliopsida; Zingiberales; Zingiberaceae. The coding region runs from base 25 to 234 and encodes 69 amino acids. The transcript has a single exon. The record is from RefSeq and is a predicted model, not a curated record.